AUGAUCAGUUCAAUAAAUGCUUUCAUAAUGAAGUUGGAAUUAUGGAUAUCUCAAAUCAGAAAAGAAAAUUUUACCCAUUUUCCUAACAUUGAAGAUGAAUUCACAAAACAACUUGUGAAUAAAAAUCAUUAUGUCAAUGAAUUUGCUAUGGUACUAGAAAAAAUAAUGAACGAGUUUAAUAACAGAUUUAGCGAUUUCAAGAAAAUUACUAUAUUAUGCAGUUUCUUUGUUUCUCCGUUCAUGGAUGUAGACAUCGAAAAUAUUUCAGAAGAAUUUAGCAAGAUUUUUGACGUUGAUCGAAGAAAAAGUCAAAUAGAAAUUAUAAAUCUAAAAAAUGACAUCACUUUAAAAUUACAUUCAAAUGUCAACAUGUGGAAAUUUAUGUCUCAGGAAAAAUAUCCAAUUUUGAUUGAUUCGUAUCAACGAAUUCUUUCAUGCUUUGGAAGCACAUAUUCAUCCGAAACAUCAUUUUCAAGUAUGAAAAUGAUAAAAUCUCAAUACAGGACACGUUUAACGGAUGACCAUCUUGGGGAUUGCAUGAGAAUAGCAAUAAGCUUAUACGAGCCAGAAUUUGAAAUAAUCGCAAGUGAAUUACAAUGCCAAAAAUCGCAUUAA
Messenger RNA from Octopus sinensis (East Asian common octopus), 615 nucleotides. RefSeq names its product general transcription factor II-I repeat domain-containing protein 2B-like. Lineage: Eukaryota; Metazoa; Mollusca; Cephalopoda; Octopoda; Octopodidae. The record is from RefSeq and is a predicted model, not a curated record. Gene Ontology annotation, molecular function: protein dimerization activity. The coding region runs from base 1 to 615 and encodes 204 amino acids. The transcript has a single exon.